Messenger RNA from Bactrocera dorsalis (oriental fruit fly), 1066 nucleotides. RefSeq names its product glycine cleavage system H protein, mitochondrial (gene ppl). The transcript has 3 exons. Gene Ontology annotation, cellular component: glycine cleavage complex; cytoplasm; mitochondrion. Lineage: Eukaryota; Metazoa; Arthropoda; Insecta; Diptera; Tephritidae. Bases 291 to 797 code for a protein of 168 amino acids. The record is from RefSeq and is a predicted model, not a curated record. Gene Ontology annotation, biological process: protein lipoylation; glycine decarboxylation via glycine cleavage system.
CUUUACCUAAUUACUUCACUGGUGGUACAAGUGUUAUUGUUCCAGCUAUUUUAUUUUGUUUGUAGUGGCAAUAAUCGUAAUACGGAGAGAUACCCUGAUAACCUUUGCCAUCGGCGAGACGUUCACGAGGUUGCCGCAAAAUAUUUGAUUCAAUAAUUUGGUGAUAACCCCAGUUGUCAUCGGCAAAAAUCGACCAUUCUAACAGUGGACGUGAAGCGUACCGGACGCACAAGAACGGUAAUACCGGCUAUUCAACUUGGUGAACAAGCAUCCAAUACAGCGCUAGGAGAAUGGCUUCGAUGACAAGAUUCGCACGUUUCGGCUUACAGUUCACAAAUGUGGCUGCAAAAACAUUGCGUGUGGUACCCAACCCACAAUGCCAGCAUUGGCGUGCAUUUAACGUAAGCAGUUUGUUGUUGGCAGAACGUCGCUACACGGAAAAACAUGAAUGGAUUUCUGUGGAGGGCACAACAGCCACUGUGGGCAUUUCUGAGUAUGCACAAGACGCACUUGGCGAUGUCGUCUUUGCACAAUUGCCAGAACCCGGCACAGCUUUGCAGCAGAGCGAUGAAUGUGGUGCUUUGGAGAGUGUGAAAGCAGCCAGUGAGGUGUACUCACCGCUGAGUGGCAAAGUAACUGAAAAGAAUGACGAAGUUGAGGAGACACCCGGUUUAAUCAACAGCAGCUGCUACGACAAAGGCUGGCUCUUCAAGCUGACUGUGACUAAUCCUGCCGAAAUUGAGAAGUUGAUGAGUGAGGAACAGUACAAAGAGUUCCUUAAAGCUGCAGAACAUUAGUGGUUACAAUUAUACGGACCACGUGUUGUUUCAAGCCAGACAAUGCCUUCAGAAAAACGACAAACAUUUUUUUAAGUUUGCUCGGUUAAGCGGGGUUUUAAUCAACUUGGACUCUAAUUUAUACUAAUACAUCUUAUAAUGUAUUUAAUUUUAGCUUUAGUUUGCGUAUUGGUUGCUGUACGCCGAAAAUCACAUUUAUUUCAUUGUAUGUAAGCAUUUAUGCCUUUUGGGCGGGCAUAAUUUAAUAAAAUUAAGUAAAAAAUUGAUAA